Messenger RNA from Hyaloscypha bicolor E, 522 nucleotides. RefSeq names its product HET-domain-containing protein. The record is from RefSeq and is a predicted model, not a curated record. The transcript has a single exon. Bases 1 to 522 code for a protein of 173 amino acids. NCBI's taxonomy places the organism in Eukaryota, Fungi, Ascomycota, Leotiomycetes, Helotiales, Hyaloscyphaceae.
AUGCGUCUUUUGGAGAUGAAAAGCCCUGGCGAAUUCAGCCUGAUCCAGGUUGCUACCCAUAAUACACUUCCCUACGUAAUACUUUCGCACACUUGGACAGGUCAAGAGGUCACUUAUCAAGAUCUAGUCAGUAGUACUGGGAAAAGCAAGUCUGGCUUCGAAAAGAUCAAGUUUUGCGGAGAACAAGCGACUAGAGAUGGCCUACAACACUUCUGGGUAGACACUUGUUGUAUUGACAAGUCCAACUCUGCUGAGCUUUCGACGGCUAUUAAUUCGAUGUUCCGCUGGUAUCGAAAUGCGAAGAAAUGCUACGUGUACCUCACGGAUAUAUCAGUACCUACUUAUAACGGAGACAUUCAGCCAAGCCAGAGCACAUGGGAAGCGGCUUUUCGGAGUAGCAGGUGGUUUACCCGAGGCUGGACGCUUCAAGAACUUAUUGCUCCGGCAAUAGUCGAAUUCUACUCUAAAGAGGGCACGCGAUUAGGUGACAAAAAGUCACUCGAAAAGCCAAUUCACGAAUAG